GGGAGGGGAGACAAGAUUUUAAGAAAUCAGAUUUAACAUCUUAGCCCCAUAAUCCUAUAAUCAUUUGAUAGGAUUUUCUUUUUGCUUUUGUUAUUUUGGCUGCUCCUCUCUGGCCUCCCCUUUAAAUCCGCUGGAGGUCUGAAGAUGGGACAAUAGAUGUCUCCUCUGGUCUGCUUCUCUUUAGCUCCUGCCUCUCCAGCUGUCACCGCUCCCAGGCACGGAGGCGGGGCCCUGAGAGGUUUGGCCGAAGGUUGCCCUAGAAGGGGUGUGAGUGGUCUGGUCAGACAGGUGACUGUGAGCUGGGAUGCCUGAGACCUGCCCCCACUGAGUCACUGUGCUGUUGUUGUCACCAUCUUUGUUGAAGUCCCUGCUCAGCAACCCAGACCUCUGUGGAAACAGCAGCAGCUCCCAUCCUUCCAAGCUUUCAGGAGAAGCCACCGGCCUGAUGGUGAGGCGAAUGGGCUGGCGGGGGAGCAAGGGGCAGUGGGGGCAGUGGGGAGACCUGGGGCCUGGAUCAGUGCCCCUCCUCCCCACGCCACUGCCUCCUCUUCCUCCUCCUCUGUGUCGGGGGCCUCGUGGAGGGAGGGUCUCCAUCUUCUCUCUGUCUCCUGCCCCUCACACAAGAAGCUCCCAUUCCUCAGUUCCCCCUCUGGUGCUGGGGCCCCCCUGCCCAGCGGUGCAGGGCCCAGGGAUCUUUCAGCAUCGCCACAGUGCCCUCCCCACCCCAGCCACCCCCUCAACACAGGCAUGGCCUGCGACGAUACCCAGCUCUGCUCCCCCCUCCUGGGGUUCCCACUCCAUGCUACCCUUGGCAUCGGUGACGCCCCCUCCCACACACCGAUGCCCCCAGGACCCUCCUGGGCUGCGGAUAGGCCCUCUGAUCCCUGAGCAGGAUUAUGAGCGGCUGGAGGACUGUGACCCUGAUGGGUCCCAACAUUCACCCCUCCAUGAGGAGGAGCAGCAGCCCCUGCUUCACGUGCCUGAAGGGCUCCGAGGAUCCUGGCACCACAUCCAGAACCUGGACAGCUUCUUCACCAAGAUCUACAGCUACCACCAGAGGAAUGGCUUCACCUGUAUCCUGCUGGAGGACGUCUUCCAGCUGGGACAAUUCGUUUUCAUUGUUACCUUCACCACAUUCCUCCUUCACUGCGUGGAUUACAAUGUUCUCUUCGCCAACCAACCAAAUAACCAGACAAGACCUGGGCUGCUCCACAGCAAAGUGACCUUGUCUGAUGCCAUCCUGCCCUCGUCCCAGUGUGCCCAGCGGAUCCGCUCCAGCCCCCUGCUGGUCUUCCUGUUGAUCCUGGCUGUGGCCUUCUGGCUGUUCCAGCUGCUGCGCUCAGUCUGCAACCUCUUCAGCUACUGGGACAUCCAGGUGUUUUACAGGGAGGCCCUGCAUAUCCCCCCGGAGGAGCUCAGCUCGGUGCCCUGGGCGGAGGUGCAGUCCCGCCUCCUGGCGCUGCAGAGGAGCGGGGGGCUGUGCGUGCAGCCGCGGCCGCUGACCGAGCUGGACGUCCACCACCGCAUCCUGCGCUACACCAACUACCUGGUGGCGCUGGCCAAUAAGGGCCUGCUGCCGGCCCGCGGCGCGCUGCCCUGGGGAGGCAGUGUGGCCUUCCUCAGCCGCGGCCUGGCGCUCAACGUCGACCUGCUCCUCUUCCGCGGGCCCUUCUCGCUCUUCCGCGGGGGCUGGGAGCUACCCGAUGCCUACAAGCGCAGCGACCAGCGGGGCGCCCUGGCCGCGCACUGGCGGCGCACGGUGCUGCUGCUGGCCGCCGUGAACCUCGCCCUGAGCCCGCUGGUGCUGGCCUGGCAGGUGCUGCACGCCUUCUACAGCCACGUGGAGCUGCUGCGGCGCAAGCCGGGCGCGCUGGGGGCGCGCCGCUGGUCCCGCCUGGCUCGCCUGCAGCUGCGCCACUUCAAUGAGCUGCCGCACGAGCUGCGCGCGCGCCUGGCCCGCGCCUACCGCCCCGCCGCCGCCUUCCUGCGCGCCGCCGCGCCUCCGGCGCCCCUGCUCGCGCUGCUGGCCCGCCAGCUCGUUUUCUUCGCUAGCGCGCUCUUCGCUGCGCUGCUGGUGCUCACCAUCUACGACGAGGACGUGCUCGCCGUGGAGCACGUGCUCACCGCCAUGACCGUGCUCGGGGUCACCGCCACCGUGGCCAGGUCUUUCAUUCCGGAUGAGCAGUGCCAGGGUCGUUCCCCACAGCUCCUGCUGCAGGCGGCUUUGGCUCACAUGCAUUACCUUCCGGAGGAGCCCGGCCCUGCCGGCAGGGUCAGCGCUUACCGGCAGAUGGCGCGGCUGUUGCAGUACCGAGCGGUCUUGGUCCUGGAGGAGCUCCUGUCCCCUCUCCUCACCCCGAUGUUUCUGCUCUUCUGGUUUCGCCCUCGUGCCCUGGAGAUUAUUGACUUUUUUCAUCACUUCACUGUGGAUGUGGCCGGAGUUGGUGACAUCUGUUCCUUUGCCCUUAUGGAUGUGAAACGUCACGGCCACCCUCAGUGGCUCUCAGCCGGACAGACAGAGGCCUCGCUGUCUCAGUGCGCGGAGGAUGGAAAGACUGAGCUGUCCUUGAUGAGGUUCUCCCUGGUGCAUCCGCAAUGGCGCCCCCCAGGGCACAGCUCCAAGUUCCUGGGGCACCUUCGGGGCCGGCUACAACAAGAUGCAGCAUCCUGGGGCACCACCUCGGUUCGCAGCUCCCCCACCCCCGGGGUGCUCAGUGACUCCUCCUCUUCACCUCUGCCAGAGGCCUUCCUGGCCAACCUCUUGGUGCACCCCCUCUUGUCCCCACGGGACCUGAGCCCCACAGCCCCCUGCCCAGCUGCAGCCACAGCCAGCCUCCUGGCCUCCAUUUCCCACAUUGCCCAGGACCCGAGCUGUGUGUCCUCAGGAGCCACUGGGGGCCAGAAGCUGGCCCAGCUCCCAGAGCUUGCUUCUGCUGAGAUGAGUCUCCAUGCCAUCUACCUGCACCAGCUCCAUCAGCAGCAGCAGCAGGAGCUGUGGGGUGAGGCUUCAGCCUCCUCCCUGUCCAGGCCCUGGUCCAGCCCCCCGCAGACACUCUCUCCUGAUGAGGAGAAGCCAUCCUGGUCAAGUGAUGGCUCCAGUCCUGCCUCCAGCCCCAGACAGCAGUGGAGAACCCGGAGGACCCAGAAUCUGUUCCCUGGAGGGUUUCAGGAAAACACAGACACCCAGAAGGAGCCUGGCCAGGCCCCUAGCACUGACUGAGAGGGCUCCUCUGGGUUCCCUGGCUUCUCCAACCACAGGAGAUCGGACGAGGUGGAGUGAAUGACACACCGAGCCCUCUUUAGAGGCCCCCUGUGGACUAUGGGCCCAAGGAUGCUUUAGCUGGGCAGGACUUGGGGGUUAAUGAUGAACUCGCCCCAGAGUGCAGAGAAAGAGUAGAAGAGAUGCCAAACGCAUCUGGAAACAAGUCUUAAUUCCCGCGUGGAGGGCCUAAGGGAUACCUCCCAUCUAGCUGUCCUGGAGCAGUUGCCUGGGAAGCAGUCUCCAAGUAUCCUCAAGGCGGAGGGCAGGGCCAAGGUGGAGGCCAAACCAAAUAUAAGGAAAACAGUGAGGGACAGGAUCUGAGAGGCAGUGGGUUCUUCAAGCUCGCCUGGCUUUCAGCUUCCCAUGAGAUUUAUGGAUGGGGGCGAUGGGGACUUGUGAGGGGAAAGGCAGAUGUUUUUGGAGUUCAGCGUAGGUGUGAUGUCUGAGGAAGUUGGUGGACUCCUCAUCCUGUCAGAAACACGCAGUAAAGGUUGCUCAUGGCAGU
This is a messenger RNA of Ceratotherium simum simum (southern white rhinoceros), 3767 nucleotides long. It is a transcript of the gene ATG9B, whose product is annotated as autophagy related 9B. Lineage: Eukaryota; Metazoa; Chordata; Mammalia; Perissodactyla; Rhinocerotidae. Gene Ontology annotation, cellular component: phagophore assembly site; autophagosome. Gene Ontology annotation, biological process: protein localization to phagophore assembly site; autophagy of mitochondrion; reticulophagy. The record is from RefSeq and is a predicted model, not a curated record.